Molecule: messenger RNA, 669 nt
Organism: Aspergillus chevalieri
Lineage: Eukaryota; Fungi; Ascomycota; Eurotiomycetes; Eurotiales; Aspergillaceae
Product: glutathione S-transferase family protein
Exons: 2
Coding region: 1-669 (222 amino acids)
Source: RefSeq, a predicted model, not a curated record
AUGCAGCCACUUGUGCUUCAUGCCCACGCCACUGGCCCCAACCCCAUCAAGGUCGCUCUCGCGCUCGAAGCCUUGCAUCUUCCCUACAACGUGCAACAAUGGCAGUUUGGCGACGACCCUAAGAACGGUGUCAAGGGUGAGACUUUCCUGCAUAUCAAUGAGAACGGCCGUGUUCCGGCGUUGGAGGAUCCCAACACCGGCGUGACGUCGUGGGAAUCCGGCGCUUGCUUAAACUACGUCCGGCGCGUGUACGACAAGCAGAAUAUUCUGGGACCUGUAGGCGACACGGAGCAGGACAGGGUGGAUUUUGACAAGUGGGAGUACUUCCUGCUUACUACUCUGGGACCCAUGACGGGACAGACCAACUGGUUCCGACACUAUAACGGGACCCCAAAUGACAACGCUUUGGAACGAUACGCCGCACAGACAUACCGGUGUUACGAUGUGCUUGAAGGCCAGCUCAAGAAAUCCGGCGGACGCAGUAUCCUGCCCGGGCGUAUCACGGCCGUGGACUACCAUUUUGAACCGUGGGUGCGGCAAUACGAAUUUGCAGGAUUGUCGCUGGACAAGUAUCCUAACAUUGCUCGGUGGUUGCGGGAGAUCACUGCAAGCGAGGAAGUCAGGCAGGCCUAUACAAAGGUCAAGGGAGCCGCUCCGGAGUUUCCUUGA